AUGAAGAAUUCCCCCGAUAUACCAGGGUACACCACCCUCCCAAUUCAACUCCCAUCAACCCCCCUAUUCCCAAAACCCGCAACACACAACCUCUACAUCCGUCCUCACGAGCCUCGCAUCCCAGACCCCGACUCUACGCGCUCGCUCUUCAUCGUCAACUUUCCAAUCGACACAACAGAAACGCAUAUCCGCCACUUAUUCGGUGCCCAACUAUCCGCCGGCCGCGUAGCAUCUGUCCAGUUCGAAGAACAUCAAAACAAAAAAUCCAAAUCCUCCUCCGCAGUAUCAACAGAAAGCAACCUCCAAUCUUCCAACAACAAAAAACGCAAACGCAUAACAUCCUCCGACCUCCAAGUUACGCUCGACAACAUCUCAUUGCCAGAAACAUGGAACCGACCCCUCCACAAAAGCGGCACACACGCUAUUGUAAUCUUCGCCGAUCGCUCCAGCAUGGAAAACAGCCUAAAAGCCGCUACCAAGGCGUCUAGGAAGCAAACAACCCUAAUCUGGGGCGAGGGGAUUGAAUCCCGUAUUCCAGAACUAGGAAUUAAGCGCUAUCGUACUCAUGAGAAGAUGCGGUAUCCCAAUCGGGCAGAUAUUCUUCGUUCCGUGAACGACUUUAUGACUGUUUUCGAACAGGUUGCUGAGGCGAAGAAGAGAGAGGAGCAUCGCAAGAUUGGGGAGCCGGAUGAGGAUGGAUUCGUUACUGUUACGCAUGGACCGAAGUUAAAUUCUGUUGCUAGGGAGGAUGAGGCUAAGGAGCUUCUUGAGAGGCAGAAGAAGAAGGGUGAAGGGUUGGAGGACUUUUAUCGGUUCCAGUCUAGGGAGAAGAGGAAGGAGAGACAGAAUGAGUUGCUUAGGAAGUUUGAUGAGGAUAAGAAGAAGUUGGCGGAUAUUAAGAUGCGGAAGGGGAAGAUUCGGCCUGAGUAA
Molecule: messenger RNA, 930 nt
Organism: Penicillium angulare
Lineage: Eukaryota; Fungi; Ascomycota; Eurotiomycetes; Eurotiales; Aspergillaceae
Product: putative ribosomal small subunit assembly protein
Exons: 2
Coding region: 1-930 (309 amino acids)
Biological process (GO): rRNA processing; ribosomal small subunit assembly
Cellular component (GO): CURI complex; UTP-C complex
Molecular function (GO): nucleic acid binding
Source: RefSeq, a predicted model, not a curated record